GUUUAGAAAAGCAUAAAAAUAAAUUUUUCCAUAAAGAAAAAAAAAAAAAAAAACAAAAGCAACAACAAGUGCCAAUUUUAAAAGAAUUAACUCUUUGCUAAAAGCCUUAUAUUUACUACAAAACUCUACAGCAGCAAAAUGUAUCCAUUUGGCACACCAACCGUUUUCCCUGCUCAAAAUUUUGAUCCCGUUAAAGAUGCCCAUGAUUUGCGUAAGGCCAUGAAAGGUUUCGGUACCGAUGAAGAUGCCCUAAUCAAUAUCAUAUGCAGACGUUCUAAUGAACAAAGACAGGAAAUCCAACGUCAAUAUAAAACACAUUUUGGCAAAGACCUUAUCGAAGACAUCAAAUCCGAAACUAGUGGCAAUUUUGAAAAACUUCUCGUGGGACUUUUGCGUCCCAUUGUCGAUUAUUAUUGUUGUGAAUUGAAUGAUGCCAUGGCUGGUCUGGGUACCGAUGAAGAUGUAUUAAUUGAAAUUUUAUGUACUUUAUCGAAUCAUGAAAUUCAUACCAUUAAAAAUCAGUAUUUAAGAUUAUAUGGUGCCCAUUUGGAGUCUGAAUUGAAAUCUGAAACAUCUGGUAACUUUAAACGUUUAUUGGUUUCUCUUUGUACCGCUGCUCGUGAUGAAAGUGGUCACACUGAUCAAGCUGCUGCUCAGGCUGAUGCUCGUGAAUUGCUAAAGGCUGGUGAAUUGCGUGUGGGCACCGAUGAGAGCAUGUUUAAUAUGAUCUUGUGUCAGCGCAAUUAUCAACAAUUGAAAUUGAUUUUCCAAGAGUACGAACACAUGACUGGACAUUCAUUGGAGAAAGCUAUUAAGAAAGAAUUCUCGGGAGAUAUUAUGGAAGGUCUCAUAGCAAUUUAUCGUUGCUGCACUAAUAAGGCUGAAUAUUUUGCAUCACGUUUGCACAAGAGUAUGGCCGGUAUUGGUACCAAUGAUAAACAAUUGAUUCGUGUAAUUAUAACCAGAUGCGAGAUUGAUAUGGCUGAUAUUAAGGUGGCUUUCGAGCGUAUGUAUGGCAAAAGUUUGAAGAGUUGGAUUAAGGGUGAUACAUCGGGUCACUACAAGCAUGCCUUGUAUGCUUUAGUUGGAGAACAACGUUCCAACUCUUAAGGCUUUUGGCGCAAUGUUAUAGGGCAAAGGAGAACUACAAUAUACUUUUUUUAAAUAAUAUUUUUUUUAUUAAAAGUUAAAAACAAUAUAAAA
Messenger RNA from Lucilia cuprina (Australian sheep blowfly), 1203 nucleotides. Its product is annotated as annexin B11. NCBI's taxonomy places the organism in Eukaryota, Metazoa, Arthropoda, Insecta, Diptera, Calliphoridae. The record is from RefSeq and is a predicted model, not a curated record. The transcript is spliced from 7 exons. Gene Ontology annotation, cellular component: cytoplasm. The coding region runs from base 139 to 1110 and encodes 323 amino acids. Gene Ontology annotation, molecular function: calcium ion binding; calcium-dependent phospholipid binding.